GCCACGGCGACGACGUGGUGAGCUGAGGCAUCAGCUUUCGGCCUUUUCCGUACGAAAGGUCCUGAUGACGACGGGGAGGGCUGUGUCUGGGUGUAAUUUGAGCUGUAUAUAUACGAAGGAUAUCCGUGGGAGGUUUUGGUAUAGAGGAGACAACCAGCGGGACCGAGUGAGAGCGAUUGCUCCAAGUUGUUCAUCAUAAACCUCUACGAAUCAGUAGAAAAAAUGUCGACAUUGUCGCUCCCGAGAUCUUCCAUCACAGCCACCAGCCUCGACACAACAUGCCAUCUCAUCACUAGCCUAUGUGCCGUCUUCGAUUCUUCCCCUGACAUCAGAGGCCUUCCUACCAAACCUUGCCUCAACCAUGGCGUCCCUACGCCCCCGCCAUCUCUCAACGAGCACGCGACGUACCUUGCAGUGCCACACCCAGAAACGAAAUCCUACGCCGACCAACACAAUGACUUCGAUCGCGCAUAUCAACGAUACGGACGAGCGGCGCACAUGGGAAUCCUCGACCCUUCCUACAAGCUUUUCACUAGCCAACGGGGCUACGGGGCGCUGCUAUACAAGAUUGAAAGCCGCACCGUCAUCGUCACGGGCGAUCCUCUCUGCGCGCCAGAUACUUUCAGAGAGCUGUUGGAGGAGCUCCGCCAGUUUCGGUCGAAGCUCGGGCUGGGCAUCGCGUUCAUGGGGGUGAGCGAGACGUUUGCCGAAUAUGCCCGAGAACGCAACUGGGCCACGCUGCAUUUCGGUCGCGAACGAGUCGUCAAUCCGUUGACGAACCCGGUGCUUCUCAAAGGCGCAGGGAAGCGGAUGAUUAGCCAGACUCGACAGCUAAUGGACCAGAAGCGAGGCGGCGUUACUCUGCAUCUCUACAGCCCAAGCACCAUGCGCAGCGAUCUUUUGCUUCAGAUCGAGCUGCAGCAGCUUUAUGAUGGUUGGCGCAAGGAGCGCAACUGCAGCCACGGUGCAAACUCACAGGCUUUCGUCACUGUCUACGAUCUCUUUUCCCGCCCCGACGUAACCCUCUUUCUAUAUGCCAAGGACCGCGAUGGAUGUGUCAACGGUCUCGCAGCCCUCCGCUGUCUCGGCGCCAACAGCGGAUUCCACCUAGACCCCUGCGUCGCCUCGUCUACAGCGCAGCGCGGAAUAACAGACCUGCUCGUGAUUACCGCCAUGAAACUUCUUGCCAGAGCUGGCAUCGACUACCUCAGUCUCGGCUACGAGCCGUUCGGCAGCCUCCGCGACGUGUCUGGACAGACGGGCCUGCAAGCAUGGAUGACGCAGAGUGGCUACCGGCGUGCAAUGCAGUCUGUGUCUGUCAACGGCAAAGCAGCGUAUUACAACAAGUUUCGACCAGAUGAUGAGCAAUGCUCUAAUUUGUACAUCGUCAUCCCUCCUGGAGGGUUACACAUUUACCAGUCGAUUGCGUUGAUGCAUAUCGCAAAUCUCAGCAUGCGGUCUUUUUUUCAUAGUUCGGAGUCACCAGCGUCUGUUACUGCAUCAGCAAAGACCGAGAAGGAGUAAGGGAAUAAUUCAGGGCUAUAUAAUAUAGUGGUGUCUAAUGUAGUAAUAUGUAGAGUACACGUCUUGGCGUUUCGGCACAUAGAAAUGAAUUCAAAGUUUACUUUCCUUUGUAACACCGCGGUUAAGCAGGGGUUCAAUUAAGUCACACUAGGACAGAUUA
This is a messenger RNA of Ilyonectria robusta, 1684 nucleotides long. RefSeq lists its product as uncharacterized. The record is from RefSeq and is a predicted model, not a curated record. Bases 223 to 1524 code for a protein of 433 amino acids. Lineage: Eukaryota; Fungi; Ascomycota; Sordariomycetes; Hypocreales; Nectriaceae. Gene Ontology annotation, biological process: phospholipid homeostasis. Gene Ontology annotation, molecular function: aminoacyltransferase activity. The transcript has a single exon.